Molecule: messenger RNA, 4317 nt
Organism: Exophiala dermatitidis NIH/UT8656
Lineage: Eukaryota; Fungi; Ascomycota; Eurotiomycetes; Chaetothyriales; Herpotrichiellaceae
Product: transcriptional activator SPT7
Exons: 1
Coding region: 361-3501 (1046 amino acids)
Biological process (GO): regulation of transcription by RNA polymerase II
Cellular component (GO): SLIK (SAGA-like) complex; SAGA complex
Molecular function (GO): structural molecule activity; protein heterodimerization activity
Source: RefSeq, a predicted model, not a curated record
GGUACAUAAGAGCAGGCCACUACUACUACUGCUGCUGCUGGCACUGCAGUGUCAGCGACUGAGGCUCGGCAGGCGCGCGCUGCAGUAGACGCACUACGCCCAAUCGGCCAAACGUUUCUUUCAACCUCAAGCCUCCCAUUCUGCGAGCAUCACACGUCAGAAUCGCCGGAUUAAUUCAUCACACAACGCCGCCCAUCCAUCGUUUUUGGUCUCGAUUUCAUCAGAUUUGGAUUCAGCGGCCUCGAAUUAUCAUCUGUACACGUUUUUGAACGUGUCCGACCCCGUGUCUCGCCGUCGCAGGGCGCCGUCCAAACUGGAGUGUCCGCACCCCUCGCUCGCCAGUCGGGGGUUGGCACGGUCAUGUCCUUAACAUGGCCGCCCCCAAACAGCCAGAAACCACCGGACGAUGAACCUCUUCUGCAUUCCCUCCAUCGAGACAACCUAAAUGGAUUGCUGCGAGCGCCUUCUCGGCCACAUACCCCCACUCUAUCAAGACUGCGCAGUCUCGGUGGUGGCUCGCAGUCCGUUCAACCUGCAGAUCCAGAACCGAGUGUUGAGGAAGACCCGCAGGUCGUCCGCUUUCGCGCAUUGUUCCAGGAGACGGAAAGCAAACUUGCGAACCUCUUCAAUGAUGUUGGAGAGGUCGUGGUCCCGGAGAGGAGCGCAGACCUCGACGCGCCCGCCUUGGUUGACGCGCCCCACGUUGUUGAGCCAGCCCCAGUCGCUGCCCCCAUAUCGAAAAAGCGCAAGUUAGACGACGUUGACUACGACGACUAUGACGACGACGACGACGACGAAGAGGAGGAACAGGAGACCGAUGCUGCUCGUGCAUCUCCACUCAAAGACAAGCCAAACAAAGUCCAUCUCGUCGCCGACGGCACCUCGUCGCCUGUCGCUAGACCGGCGCCCCCAUCGAGAAGCGCUUCGGAUUCUGUGAAGGCCCCCCCGAAGACUGCUGCGGCUAAGCACACCGCGGAUGCUGAAGAUGCUCGGAAAAAGCUGGAGGAAGCGAAGCGGGAAGAAAUCGAAAUGGUAAAGACACUGUCACGGACAAUGUUCUUCACCCUAGAAGACGACCGGGAUGCAAUGCUGGAUCAACAACGCCUUGAUGAAGCCGAACGCAGAGCAGAAGCCGAGGCUGAAGGACAGGCCAAAGGCCAGAAUGCAUCGGCGCAGCAAGGCAGUCUCAGCAAAGCCAACCUCGGUGCUUCGAGUCUGACGUUAAAGAACCUGAUCGCCCUCUUGGACGAACAUCGUUCUAUGGUCCACGCAACCGAAUCGGAGCUGCGUGCUUUGAUGAGUGAGGUCCGCAAAAACCGGAGUAAAUGGGCAAGUGAGGACAAGAUUGGUCAAGAAGAACUGUACGAGUCGGCCGAGAAGGUCCUGACUGAACUGAAAGCUCAUACGGAGCAUUCUUUCCCUUUCCUUAAUCCUGUCAAGAAGAAGGAUGCACCUGACUACUACCUCGUCAUCAAGCAUCCAAUGGAUCUGGGCACCAUGACCAAGAAAUUGAAGCAGUUGGCGUACAGGUCCAAGAAGGAAUUCGUCGAUGAUCUGUAUCAGAUUUGGAAGAACUGCCUCAAGUUCAACAGCAAUCCCGACCACGUCUUUCGCAAACAUGCGCUGUUUAUGCAGAAGGAGACCGAUAAACUAGUACCCCUGAUUCCGGACAUUGUGAUCCGUGAUCGGGCAGAGGUUGAGGCUGAAGAGCGAAGGCAGCAGAUCGCCAAUGGAGAACUCGAUGACGGCGCCGAGGAAAGUGACGACGAACCAAUCAUGUCAUCCCGCGGUCGCAAGGCACCCAAAAAGAGCGCCAAAAAGGGCGGUUCCACCUCGCGGAAAGCACCACCUGAGACAACGCCUAUCCCCGAGACCAAACCGGUCCUGCAGUCGAUUAGUUCGGUACAGCAGCAGGGCAUUCGAGCAGAAUCCGAGGCCGAAGGGAGUCAAGGUCAGUCGACACCUCCUCCGGGGAUAUUGACGCCUAUUGGGGCCCACGGUCCUGGCAGCGUCGCUGGAACCGGCAGUGAAGCCAUGGAUAUGGACGUGCCGGGCCUGCCCUCACAAGCGCCGUUGCCUGAGUAUGAGGAUGAAGAGUACAAGCUUUGGAAGCAGAAAACGAAGAAGGACCGGGCCAUGGUGGCUGCGGCCCGGCACAAGCUCUUCAGGGGUGACAAGCUGAACGCGGAAGAGACUGCCUUGCUACGUACUAAGGCUGGCAUGCGUCGUUGGCAACGCAUGCAGCAGGAGGCUUCCGGUAAAGACGUCUCCGAUUUCCACGGUGAUGGGGCCGAACGCGAACAGCAAGGCCAGACCCUUGCUGAGGGCAUGGAAGCUGAGGAAGAGAACCUACUUCCGGAUUACUAUGACCCUCUCUCUGCCAUACCCGACCUGGAGCCGCGCCUCAGGUGGGAGCAGGAUGCGGAAGGUCAUGUCAUUGAGCAUUGUGAAGAGUAUCUGCGGCUUUUUCCCCCAAAGCAGUUUGUUGCCCCUGAGAGCAAGCUUGCUCGAAAAAUCCAGUCAAACAUGCGGCAGAUGCAGGAAACAAGGAAAGUCGUUUCAAAAAUCGGCGUGGUCAAGCAGAUGCAGCUCCAAUCGCAGACCUAUCAGAACCAAUUUCAGAAGUAUCAACCGGAGCCCUUUGUGGAAGCCGACCUACCCAAUCAUGUCAUGUCGGAUGCUGGCCCCUUGAUGGCGCCUUGGGUAUGCAGAGCAGCAUUUCAGCGCUCGAUCGGCCAGAUCUUCUUCCAUGCGGGAUUUGAAGAAUUCCAACCUUCUGCUUUGGACACUAUGACCGAUUUGGCGGCGGAUUUUUUCCAGCGUCUUUGCAGCACUUUGGUUAAUUACAAAGAAGAUUACAAGGUCCCCGUCACCACUUCAGUCCCCGCCCCCGCUGGAGUCAGGUCCAAGGCGAACACGGUAUACCAGACGCCCUCCACUGAUGAGGAAGCCAUAUUGCAUACCCUACAUUCUAGUGGAAUCUCCUUGAGCGAUCUGGAUACCUACGCUCGUGAGGACGUGGAUCGUAUGGGCGCACGCCUGGCCAUUAUGCAUGAGCGUAUGAAAGGACAUCUGGCAGAUCUCCUUCGGCCUGCCUUGUCAGAAGACACCGCUCACGGUCAAGGCACAUUUGCUGAUGGAGGCGAGCAAUACGUGGGCGGCGAUUUCGCCGAGGAUCUAGACGAAGAUUUCUUCGGAUUCCGAGAACUCGGUCUCGACAAAGAAUUCGGCAUGGCCAGCCUUACAGUACCCUUCCACAUUCUGCAGAAUCGACUUGGUAUGGUGAAUCCGCAGGCCAAUGCGGAAGAUGCCGCGGAGAAAAUGUUCAAGGAACCGCCUCGAUGGCCGCGCAUCUCUGCCGACAACGUCGACGAACAGAUUGGUCUCAUCAGAGAUUUCUUUAAGAAUCUUUUGCGUGAGAACAAUAACCGGCCACUUACCGAGGAUCUGGAUCUUCCACCAAAACAACGGCCAGCGGCAAGAUCGGUGACGGAACCGUGAAGAGCAACACGAGUCCUCUGAAGAAAGGCCCCGUCAAAAACGUGAAUGCUCCCGCUGGCGCAUCCAGCAAAGCCGGCGGCGCUGCCACAACUGGGGACAAGGGAAAGAGGAAAUCGGUUGUGGUCAACGGUGCCGGGGCUGGCGGAGAAGAUAAUAAUACGCCGGUCGUCAACGGUGUCAACCCGUCAAGUCCUGGACCAGGAGGAGACGGCAGUCCUGAGAAGAAGCAGGUUACCUUCAAGGGCAAAUUGACAUCGGCUGCCUCCACGUCCACGUCUGACGCGGCCAAGGGUUCAGACAAGCCGCCACCACCGUCCGGGGCAACGUCGACUACACAGCAGAACGGUCAUUCGAACGGGAAUGCCAAUAUCAAUGCCAACAGCAACUCGUCGGAAGCGAACGGCGUUGCAAAGGUUAAUGGCGUCGUCGAUGGAGAGACGAGCAUGAUGAGUCCUGAGAGCUUGUAGACGAUUACUGUAAUUGCAUUGCACUGGCAAGAGUAAAACGAACGUACUGUUUGUCUUUUGCAAAGGCUAGCCCGCCCCCUUCUCUGCACGCGUGUUUUGGCAUAUGCGGCAUAUCGUGCGGGCUUGACUUGGGAAAACCCCUUAUUACGGGGUUCUCAUUUACGGUAGUAAUGAAUGUACAGACAUGAUGAUAUUAUUACCACUCCACUAGCAUCCUAUGAUCUUCCCGUCGGUGAGGCUGAGGAUAAAAUCGAGAACCCUCAAGGGGAAGAAACUAAUAAAAGUCCGUACCAUUCAUUCGUAUGUACAGUACUUGUACUACCACAGCACGAACCAACAAGCACCGAGC